Messenger RNA from Galleria mellonella (greater wax moth), 2846 nucleotides. Its product is annotated as GATA zinc finger domain-containing protein 14-like. Bases 1 to 2460 code for a protein of 819 amino acids. The record is from RefSeq and is a predicted model, not a curated record. The transcript is spliced from 2 exons. NCBI's taxonomy places the organism in Eukaryota, Metazoa, Arthropoda, Insecta, Lepidoptera, Pyralidae.
AUGCAGGUUACUGAAGCACAUAUAUCCACUAAAUAUAAUAAAACCGAAGACAUUAAUGUCACAUCAUUAGUAACUCAAGAAUUUGGAUGUAUUAAGCCUACAAACUCCAGCAAUAUGCCACAAUUAGGUUCUCAUACAAAAAUAAACCUAACUAUAGCAAUCAAUGCUUCUCCUAAUAUAAUUUCUAAUAAUGCCGUUCAAGAUUGUGUAGACAAUGCCGUAAUUAUAACAGAUGAAAAUGCCGAAACCGUCAAGAAAAACGAAAUAAAAGCUAAUGAUACAGUAUUAAAAUAUGUUUACAAAAAGAAUGAUCAUAUAAGUUUACUAGAAAAAACACAAGGACAUCCUAAAAAUAGUCUUAAAAGAAGAAAACGAUCAUAUAAUAUUCAUAAUUCUACAGAAGAUAUAAAAGCACAUGAAAGCCAAAAUGCUCCUCUGAUAGUUAAUUACGAAACUUCUCACGACACUCAAAAUAUUUAUACAGCAGAACCUUUAGAAAAUCCCCAAACAGGUAAUGUCAUAAAAAGUUCCAACUUAGCAGAUUUUAAUAUAGAAACUUUACAUGAAAAUGUAGCCACACCAUUAAUAAAUAGCGACAUUCAUAGUAAAAAUCCUGAAAGUGAGUUGAUAAAAAAUAAUAAUAUACCUUUGAAACAAAAAAAUAAUGACGAAUCAGUUGAAAAUAAUAGUAACGAUAAUAAAGAAGAAUUAGAUGAAAGUAAUGAAAGCAGUGAAACAGAUAGGUACAUAAGUUUAGAUGGUAGUCCUCGUUCUAACAAGGCAUUCAAAAUCAACAAGAAAAGCCCAGAAAGUGAAGAAGAAGAAGAUUAUAAAAACCGCAGGUAUAGAAAAAAAGAUACUUCUGAAGAAGAAAGUAAACCAUAUAUAGAAGAAAACGAGAGCAAUGAGAAACAAUAUUACAAAGAAAGUAGUGAUAAAAAUGAUAACCGAGAUCAGACAAGUUAUGAGAGUGAUGAAAAUAUUACUUCUCAAAAUAAUCAGUCAACAGAAUCUCAAGAAAGCAAUGAAACUGAGGAAAAAAGUAAUCCUAACAUUAAUACUAAAUCACGUUUGAAAAAUGAAAGCGAUGAAAAUGCUUCAUAUAAAUCAUACGAAAAAGAAAGCAAUGAAAGAAAAGACACGGAUUAUUUAAAAAAAGAUAAUGAUAGACCGUCACAUAGAAAUAAAGAAAAUAUUAAAGACUUUGAAAAUAGUUCAGAAAAAAAUGUGAACAUAAAUAGGUAUACUGACGAAACAUCUGUAGAAAACAGCGACGAAAGUAAUGAAAGUAAACAAAAAUUUAAAGAGCCGUUAAGAAAUUACGAAAGUGAAAAUAAAAGCAUACCGCCAAUUAUUCAAGAUGUUGAUUUAGGUGAUUUUAGCUAUGAAAGAAUUCAACUAAACGAUAAAGGUCAAGUUGAACUAAGCAAAGACAAUGCUGGACAUAGUGAUGACAAUAAUAUUUCCAAAGAACUUACAUACCCAAGUACUUCUAAAUCAGAGAAAAAGAAUAAUGAAAAAUAUUCAUUAUCUAAAGAUAAAGGAACUAGCAGUGAAAGUACUGAAGAUAAGCAACCAAUACAUAUAAAUGACGGCGAAAUUAAACCUGUUGUAGAAAUUACUGGAGAAAAUAAUAGCGAGUCCAGCGAAAAUAUCAAAGAGUCGGAAGACAAAAGUCUAGAAACAUUUUUAGGUAUUAAAAAAAAUAUCGACAACAGUCAAAAAGAAAAAAUAGUUGUAAAUAAUGAAAAAGAAAUAGAAAAUGGUGACGUUAAACAACAAUUUGAACGAAUUCCAUUAAAUUACAAACAUGAUGAAAAGAAUAUACCAGAAAAUAACAAUAAUGAAGAAAUUAUACAAAACGAAGGUACAUUAGAUACUUUAUCACCUACAGAUCCACAAUAUGACAAACACUUAAAAUUUAAAUUCGACGACAUAACAAUAAAAUUACCGGAAAUAAAAUUACCUGAAGAUAUUUUAGACUAUGCUUAUGAUAAUUCUCCAUAUGACAAAGGUCUAAAAACUACAAAAAAGAAUAAAAAGAGUAAUAAGAAUACUAAACCAAGGUUUUAUAAUUAUGAUGACGAUUAUAAUAAAGAUGAAAGUGAAAGUCAAAAACAUAGAAAACAAGACGAAGAUGAUUAUGGAUAUUACGGGUAUUACGAUAACCCUAAGGAAAAAGACAAUUAUAAAAAUGAAAAAGAUCAACAAGAAGAUGAAAAUGAUGAUUAUGUAGAUCUAUAUGAAAAAUUUGUUCGAGAACGAUUCGGAAAAAAAGGAUCUUUUGAACAACGCUCUGAAAAAUUAAGAGAUGCAACACAAAUACCGGAAAAUAACAAAUUGUACCAAACAAUACAUGAGGUCCUUAAGAAAACACAAGACGUUCAAAAACAGGCUGAACAAAGUGGAGAUCCAAAUGCUGGAUAUAUGUGGACCCUUGAAUAUGGACAAAAUUUAUAAAAAUAAUAUAGCCAAAGUGGUAAACAUUAAUAAUUAAGUAGAUAUAGGCAAUAUGUCACUAGAUAUUUAAAUUAUAAAAAUGUUUAAAGGCCAUACAGUAUUUUGGAAAGUACUCAACAAUCUGUAAAAUAAUUAAGUAUAAGUAUUAAGAUUAUGGAACUAGUCGCAAACAGCUGAGCUUAAAAUACAUGUUUUACAAGGUAAUGACUACUCAUUAUCUUUGGUUUAAUUAAUAUCAUGGACUUGGGACUAUCUAUUAUAAAGCUAAACACCUACUUAUUGAAAUUAAUACGUAUUAUAAAACUAUACCUAGCUAUUAUUUUAUAAUGUAGAAGGUAGAAGCACUUUAUUUUUUAUUUUUUAAAUAUCUUUUUAAAAUUUGGCAA